Syzygium oleosum is the source of this 1452-nucleotide messenger RNA. RefSeq names its product protein DETOXIFICATION 14-like. Gene Ontology annotation, molecular function: xenobiotic transmembrane transporter activity; antiporter activity. The record is from RefSeq and is a predicted model, not a curated record. Gene Ontology annotation, cellular component: membrane. Gene Ontology annotation, biological process: xenobiotic detoxification by transmembrane export across the plasma membrane. Lineage: Eukaryota; Viridiplantae; Streptophyta; Magnoliopsida; Myrtales; Myrtaceae. The coding region runs from base 1 to 1452 and encodes 483 amino acids. The transcript has 7 exons.
AUGGAAGAGGCGCCGGAGAGCGAGCACAUAAAAUGGGUGUUAACAAGAGACCUGUAUGUGCAAGAACUGAAGAAGGCUACUCGCAUAGCAGCUCCAAUGGUGGUGGUUUCGGUGUUGCAGUACCUCGUGCAACUCGUGUCAGUGGUUGCAGUCGGACACCUUGGCCAACUCUCGCUAUCCAGCGUUGCCAUCGCCACUUCUCUGGCCAAUGUCACCGGCUUCAGUCUCCUUUCAGGAUUGGCUGGCGGACUCGAAACUCUAUGCGGGCAAGCUUUCGGUGCCGGGCAAUUCCAGAAACUCGGAGCUUAUUUUUUCAGCGCCACCAUGUCUCUCAUUCUCGUUUGUCCUCCAGUUUGCAUCCUCUGGAUUUUCACGGACAAGCUCCUGGAACGAAUGGGCCAAGAUCCUGUAAUCUCACUCGAAGCCCGUAAAUACUUGAUGUGGCUCAUUCCUGCGCUGCUCGGGGGCGCGAUCCUCAAGCCGCUCGUUCGGUUUCUCCAAACUCAAAGCCUGAUACUUCCCAUGCUCCUCAGCUCCUUCUUGGUCCUCUGUUUACACAUACCCCUUUGCUGGAUUCUUGUGUACAAAUUGGAGCUAGGAAGCAUGGGCGCAGCCUUGGCCUUCAGCAUAUCGACUUGGUUGAAUGCAAUGCUGCUCGGGUUCUACAUCGUGUUCUCGUCAGCAUGUGAGAAAACCCGUGCACGGUUCAAUAAAAACGCCUUUCAUGGAAUCCUCGAGUUCUUCAGAUACGGAAUUCCUUCUGCUGUAAUGAUAUGCCUAAAAUGGUGGUCGUGUGAGCUGCUCCUGUUGUCAUCUGGCUUUUUACCAAAUCCAAAGCUCGAGACCUCGGUUCUCUCCAUAUGUCUUACGAUCUCUACAUUGCACUUCACUGUGCCAUAUGGUUUUGGAGCUGCUGCAAGUACUCGGGUCUCAAACGAACUCGGAGCAGGGAACCCGAACCGGGCAAGGGUGGUAGUUCUGGUAAUAUUGUCUCUAGCUAUUAUUGAAGCGGUCAUUGUGGGAAUUGUGCUCUUCUGCUGUCGUUAUGUACUGGGAUAUGCUUACAGCAAUGAGAACGAAGUGGUGCAUUACAUUGGAGUCAUGACUCCUCUUAUUUGUCUCUCCAUUUUCAUGGACAGUAUACAGGCAGUCCUAUCUGGAGUAGCCAGGGGAAGUGGAUGGCAGCGCAUAGGAGCAUACGUAAACAUCGGGGCGUUCUAUUUGAUAGGACUCCCAAUUGGACUAAUUCUCGGUUUUGUCCUGCAUCUACGAGCGAAGGGGCUUUGGAUCGGUGUCAUAUCAGGAACCGCCGUGCAAUCGGCCCUCCUCUCUCUCAUUACUGGAGCCACAAAUUGGCAAAAGCAGGUGAACGAGGUCAGGAAGAGGAUAUUUGCACAAAAUCCUCACCAAGAGCAAUGUGACCAGAGGACUAGGAUUAUAUCUGCAAGAUAA